AUGGAAGUCACUCUUCGCGUAACAGAUAAUUAUGAACCAGAUCAAUACUUACUUGUCGAAUUUACUGAUGAAAUUGAUGAUAUUUUUGAAAAAGCACGUCUAAAUAGUGAAGAGUUACCAAAAUUAUGCAUAAAGGCUCAAUCAUUAGAUGAGGAGCCAGUAUUUUGUACACCAGAUAAAACAUUUUCAAUUAAAAAAAAAGAAUAUACAGAUUCUAUGUGUUUAUUUGUUCCUCAACCUGUUAAAAAACAUGAAGGAUCAAAGAUGGAUAUAGAUGAAGAUUUUAAUAUAGUUAGUGUUGAAAGUAAUAAUAAUACAGAUUUUAGUAGAAAGAGUGAACUGUUACAUAAACGAGAAGAAAUAUUAAUGAAAAGACCAGAAUUUAUAUUAGAAAUGGUUGAGAAACGUAAAUUUGUUGUGGAAUUAAUUCAACAACCACCAGAACUUGAGGUUUUAAAUAAAUUAUUGAAACCUACUACUUAUACUGGGCCUGAAAAUGAAGAACACAUUAAGAAAAAGUAUAAACUUUACACGUUAGAUGAAUUAGAUGGUAUUAUAAAAGCAAGUGUUGGAGAAAUAUUAUGUACAUUUGAAAGAAAAUAUGCCUUAGAAAUCGAUGGAUAUUGGAGAUAUGUAGAUCUAGAAUAUUUACUUCAAUUAUAUGAAGCAAUAAAUUUACAGGCUGGAAUUUAUCUAGGAAAUUUUGAAGUUAUCAAAUUAUCUGAAAUUUCAAAAAUUAUAAGUGAUUAUGGAUUUCCUGAUUUUUUGAUAAGACAUUGUCUUUCAAUGUUAUCAGAAUCAAAAUGUGAAAAUGAAUUAGGCCUAGUUUUAGUGUUGAUUAUUCAGUGUAGUGUUGACAAUGGUGGUGGUAAUAUCAAUAGUUAUGGUGAUAAAACAGCUGAUCAAAAUAACGAAAUGGCUUUGAAAAUUUUGAAAGGCCAUAUAGUGAAGUAUUUUUGGGAAGAGAUAGUUUUAAAAUCCAAAUUAGAUUGUAAUGAUUGUAAUUCAUUAAGUUUUAUUGUUAAAGGAAUUCGAAAUAAUAUUGCAAGUGAAUUAAUGGAACAUGGAAACAUUAUACUGAAAAAGUGUAAACAGUUAGUUCCUGAUAUCAAAGAAUUAUUUAGAUCAUUAUUGCUUUCGAUUGAUGAUGAUGAAAAAAUGAAAUUUUGUGAUUCUUUGCUCACACAAGUGACAGCAAUUAAAAAUGAAAAAAACGAUGAAGAUUUUUUAGCCUGUUUGAUGCCACGUAUAAAAUUAUUUGUUUUAGUUAUACACAUCUUAACAGCUCGUGUAGCGGCAACAUCGACUCAGGAGGCUUGUCAAAAAAUGAAAGAAUACAAAUUAAUAGAAAAAUGGACUAUAUUACUAUUAAGCUUGUUAUGUGACGAUAGAGUACAUCGUAAUGGUCAUUAUUUUAAUCUUGUUACUAUAAGUGGCAGUUAUAGUUCGGCUCAAAAUCCAAACUUAUUAAGAAAUGUUAUCAAUUCUAAUGUUUAUAAAGGAGCGUUUCCUUUGCCCGCUUGUUCUUGA
Molecule: messenger RNA, 1530 nt
Organism: Entrophospora sp. SA101
Lineage: Eukaryota; Fungi; Glomeromycota; Glomeromycetes; Entrophosporales; Entrophosporaceae
Source: the annotation of a GenBank genome assembly